AUGAAUAAGAGAAAAGCUGAGUGUGGAAAACAGAAAAGAUAUUUGGAUUUAUCACAACCUAUGCCACCAAAUUUACACGAACGUGUCGCAAAAAUUGUUUCGCUUCCUUUUGGAAAAGAUGAACCAUUUGAAGAACAAAGAGAAACGGGUAGUGAUUUGACUGAAGAAAAUUUUAUAAAAACGGUAGAACAACGCAAAAAUGACAAACCUAUUGAAGUCAUCAUUGAACCAAGAGCACCUGAAAUUAAAUUAUUAAAUAAUAACAACUGGAUAGCACAAUAUACCACCAAGCCUAAGAAAGAGCGAAUUGUCUGGAAAACAAAACUUUUCAAAGACAUCAAAGGGAUCCAUGAAGAUUAUUUAAUCGAAAAAACUGAGGAACUCUUCAAAUUUACUGACAAAAGAUUGGAGAUUAACAAAGAACGUGUAAAUGAAUUUUUCUCGAUUGAAGUUGAUGGUGACGCAUCAAGAGCGCUUCACAUUGAACCUAAAGAAAUGUCUGUCGUUCCACAUGAAGUUGCAAUUAUGAUGAAUCUUCCAAGUCAUUCAAUACAAAACAAAUCUAUUAAAAUCUUACAAUAUGAUAAGAAAUUACGACAUUCGAAAAAACCGAAAACUGUCGCUUUUGGAAGUCUCUUGCCAAGUGCACUUCGGCAAGAAAAGUUCAAUGAGGAUUUCUUCGAUGAAGUCUUUGCCGUCAACUGUCCAUCGGAAUUACGGUCAAUGGAAGUUGUAUUUAAAUCGAUCUUGCAUCUUGAUUCGACUAAAGUCUUAAUUAAUCAUUUGAAAGCAAAUCCUGAAAUUCCACGACCGAAAUACCUUGUAGACAACAAAUUUUUUGACACCACCGAAAAGAAUUUACAAAAGAAAAAAUUAUGA
Clunio marinus is the source of this 879-nucleotide messenger RNA. The record is from the annotation of a GenBank genome assembly. Lineage: Eukaryota; Metazoa; Arthropoda; Insecta; Diptera; Chironomidae.